Molecule: messenger RNA, 2975 nt
Organism: Terrapene triunguis (Three-toed box turtle)
Lineage: Eukaryota; Metazoa; Chordata; Testudines; Emydidae
Gene: ART4
Product: ADP-ribosyltransferase 4 (Dombrock blood group)
Exons: 3
Coding region: 559-1440 (293 amino acids)
Molecular function (GO): NAD+-protein-arginine ADP-ribosyltransferase activity; NAD+ poly-ADP-ribosyltransferase activity
Source: RefSeq, a predicted model, not a curated record
UUCACUCAACCUCAUCUUGUCAUGUAAAUCCACAGAAGAGAGCUGUCUUGGGUGCCUCAAAGGUCUGAGUCUCCUCUCACUUGAGACUAACACGGGAUUUGAACAGGGCCUGGCAUAAGGAACCUCCAUGACCCAGAAAGAAAAGAGAAAAGACCAUAGGAAAUCUCAACAUUAAGUGAACUGAUAAAGACCAGGGGAAUGCACAGCGACUGGGACUGGAGUGGAGGAGAAACUGUCAUUUAAAGGACCCAGACCAUUUCUUUUGGACAUCUUUUGGACAUCGGAGCUAUUACUUCCGAUAUGUCCUCACCUUGGUUCUAAAUUACUGUCCUCCAAACUGCAGCCUGAGUCCGAUGAGUGAUCCUAACUCUGGGAAAGGCAAAGAAAGAAUAUUGACUCAUAUCCGAGUGUAAAUUUCACACAGCAGAUUUGUUGGAAUUCAAUUUAUGACACUAAAAGAGAAAAGAGCAAAACAUCCAUAAGAAAGAGAGGGUAGCCCCAUCUUCUGGUUCUGUGAGAGUUCAACAUCCCGUAGCAGAUCUCCUGGUGGACUCUGGGAUGACAGCUGAUCUACUGAGCUUCCUGCUGUUGCUGAUCUUCUCCCUGCUGAGGCUGAUGAGAGGUGACAAGGCUGUGUCCCACAUUCUCAUGGAUAUGGCACCAGAUUCCUUUGAUGACCAGUACCAGGGUUGCCAUGAGCAGGUAAUGGAAGAACUGGACCGAGGAGACUAUUUCCAAAAGGAAUUGGGUAAUAAUAAGAACUAUUCCAGCAUCUGGGAGAAAGCAAAGCUGGUCUGGUCAAAAAAGCCAAUGGCUCUGCUAAGGGAGAUGCAGGAGAACCACGCUGUAGCCCUCCUGGCUUACACCAUGAACACCUCGCUGCACUCUGAUUUGAACUGGGCUGUGUCCAGAGCUGGGACAUCCCCAGAGCACUACAGACACAGCUUCCCCUUCAAAUACCUCCACUUCUACCUGACUACAGCCAUUCAACUGGUGAGGAGAUGGAAGAGUGGCACCACAAGAAAAAAGUGCUACCAGGUGCACCGGGGGGUAAAAGGCCUGUAUUUUGAGGCGGAGUUGGGCACCAAAGUGCGGUUUGGCCGCUUCACCUCCACUUCACUCCUCCGGAAGGAAGCCCGGAGAUUUGGGAAUGAAACAAUAUUCACCCUGAAGACUUGCUUAGGAGCAGUUGUGCAACGCUUCUCCCACUACCUCUCCGAGAGGGAGGUCCUCAUCCCACCCUAUGAGAUAUUCCAGGUCAGAAACUUCAGCCGAACACCAAGUGGUAACUGGCUGUAUCUGCUCUCUGUGGGAAAUUACAGCCAAUACAACUGCCAGCUCCUGAAAGCUUCAAGCAGCAAGAACUGUAUCCACAGUCCUCCAGUCGCUGCCUUUCUUUCUUGUGUGAUCAGUGCUUUCUUCUACUCCACCAGGCAAUGACUCUUUCCCUGAUCACAGAAGGAUUCAUGUGCUGCGUAAAAAGGAAUGAGUGAUGGGUGUGAGGGGUUUACAGCUAACCAGCCACAGAGGUGCUGAACACCUCCUGCAAUUUUACCUCUAACUCCCCCUGACUUCAAUGAGUUAAGGGUGCUCAGAAUUUCAAAGGAGGUGUUUAAUCCCUAGCAAAAUCAGGCCCUUAGGUGUUCAUUCAAAAUAGGGAUGUAAAUAGGGUUUAAAAAUAGUAACUGUUUAACCUAUUAAAAUUCUAUUGGUUAAACUGUUAACCGUUAAGCAGUUCACAUAGGCAGGGAACUAGGGGUGGGGUUGAGGGUGCUGCAGCACCCCCACGUUUUAUGCGGGGCUCCACUGCCGACUGCACCCGGGAUCCUGGCUGCAGGCCUGGGCGCGGAGCUCUGCUGCCUCCCCGUGCCCAGGGUCCUGGCCCCAGGCCUGGGGUCCUGGCCGCCUCCCUGGGCCCGGCAUCCUGGCUGCCGGCAUGCCGGCCUCGGGACCAGCAUGCCACUGCCGCCUGCCCAGCACCUGGGGUCCCAGCUGCUGCCCCAUGCCCGAUACUCCGCUGCCUCCCCAUGCCCAGGGUCCCAGCUGCUGGCUCUGUGCCUGGGAUCCCAGGACCCUGGGCGUGGAGGGCAGAGGAGUUUAAUCGUUAACUGAAACCAAUAAGACUGUACUUAUCAGUUAACCGGUUAACCAGUUAAACUUUUACAUCCCUAAUUCAAAGUAGGAAGAUAAUGGGUCUGUGUGCUUACUGAAGGGCACGGCAGAGACUCCAGUCAAUUUAGGCACCUAGUCUGCAAGGCUUUGGAUACAACCAUACAGUAGGAACUCUUGAACCACUAUUUGUAUUAGCAUUUUUUUUGCAGGUCUCAGUAGGUUCUCUUGAGUUAGUAGUAAUAGCACCCUCUGGUGGCCAAUAAGAAAACACCAGCAAAUUCUUAUGAAGGUUAAUUAGAAAUUGUAGAGCCUAUUGGGUUGUGUCCAUUUUAAAGAGAGGUUGAUGUUAUUAAAUACAUAUAUAUUUAUAUUGCUCUGUUUUUUAAUUUGUAAUAUCAGUGAUAGAAUUCACACCCCAUACUGAAUUCUCCUUCCCAGUUUAACUAUGUUCUUUCAUAACUUUUAAAGGUUAAUUCAGCAUUCCUGCAAGGCACCAAGGCAAUAAUUCUGAAAUCCUCUAAUCCCACAACAGCUGUAGCAUGUUAAUGCAAAUUUCCCUCUCAUACUGCCUCCCUCCAAUAUGCCUGGAGGGACCACAUCUUGGAGAUGAGAUUGUUUUUUAGCUUCUGUCCCAUUUUGUCCUUGGACUGAGCUCAGACUACCAACCAGAUGAUAAAUUAUGAUAAUUUAGUUUUGUAAUGUAGACAUCUGACCACCAAGUACUGAACUGAGAUUCACUAACACAUUCUAGAUAGGCUACAAAUAGCCAUCAGGUGGCAACAAUUUUCAGCCAGUAACUAUCAACCUGAGCUGGCAUGGAACUGGUGAUCAAAAGGCAAGAAGUUCCAUAUUCUAUGCGCCAU